This is a messenger RNA of Aaosphaeria arxii CBS 175.79, 1611 nucleotides long. Its product is annotated as general substrate transporter. Lineage: Eukaryota; Fungi; Ascomycota; Dothideomycetes; Pleosporales. The record is from RefSeq and is a predicted model, not a curated record. Gene Ontology annotation, cellular component: membrane. Gene Ontology annotation, biological process: carbohydrate transport; transmembrane transport. Gene Ontology annotation, molecular function: carbohydrate:proton symporter activity. The transcript has 9 exons. Bases 1 to 1611 code for a protein of 536 amino acids.
AUGAGAUUGCUACGAACGCGUCGGUAUGGCUUCAUCAGGCCAGGAAACUUCGUGGUUAGCUGCGUCGCGGUUGCUGCGGGUUUUGGUAUGCUUCUUCUUGGGUAUGAUCAAGGUGUAAUGGCUGGCCUUAUUGGCUCCGAAGGAACUCCCUUCAGCAAUACAUUUGACAAUCCGGACGCGACAUCUCUUGGAUUGAUGGUGGCUAUCUACGAAAUUGGCUGCUUCGCUGGAGCAGUCUUCUCAUUCAUCUGGGGUGAGACGUUUAGCCGACGCACCUGCAUCUUCAUUGGAGUGUUUAUAAUGUGCAUUGGUGCAACCCUACAGACUGUGGCUCAUUCUAUGCCACAACUGAUUGCAGGCCGUAUCAUAACUGGGUUGGGAAACGGCCUCAACUUUUCUGCAAUUCCCACUUGGGCAUCUGAGAUCUCGGGCCAUGAGGACAGAGGAAGAGUGGCAGCUUUUAAUGGAUGGCUGAUCAUUUGGGGUGUCGUUAUUGCUUACUGGGUGGACUAUGGCUGCGCAACGUACACAACGGACAUGCAAUUCCGGUUUCCCAUCGCUUUGCAGAUGCUAUUCGGUUUGAUCAUGGCGGCCAUGGUAAUUUUCUUGCCCGAAUCUCCACGAUGGCUCAUUUCCAGAGGAUACGAUACGGAAGCGAGGGAGGUCUUGGAAUGGAUCACUCCACGGGUCAAAAACACGAGCGAAGCGCAGCACGCCACAACCGUCGAGGCCAUGCAUCAGAACAUUAUAGUUACCCGCGAAGCUGAAAGAGCGGCCGAAGGAGAGUUCUCUUAUGCAGAGUUGCUUCAUGGCGGGGAAAUGCAGAACUGGAGACGUAUGGCGCUUUGCGCAGGUGUCAUGGCUUGCCAACAAUUGAGCGGCAUCAAUCUCCUCACAUACUACAUUUCAUACGUCCUCGAAAACUCGGUCGGUCUAGACAGACACACAUCACUCCUCAUGGGGGGCUUCAACGGUCUUGAAUAUUUAGUGGCAUCUGCGAUCCCUAUCUGGACCAUUGAAAAGUUCGGCCGCCGUAAGCUUCUUCUUUUCAGCGCAUCUGGACAAACGAUUUCGAUGACAAUCCUUGCCGGAGCGAUCUGGUACGUUACAAACAGACCCGACGGAAGUGCUAGCUACGGAAUGGGAAUUCUGGCUGUCUUUUGUUUCUUUCUGUUCAACACAUGCUACGCACAAGGAUUCCUGGCCAUUCCAUUCUUCUACCCUGCGGAAAUUACAACUCUGCGGACUCGAAGCAAGGGUGUCUCGAUAUCGGUGAUGAGCAACUGGCUUUUCACUUUCUUGGUAGUCAUGAUCACGCCAAUCUGCACGGCGAGCAUCGGUUGGAAAACAUAUGUUAUCUUCGCCGUACUGAAUAUCUCCUUCAUCCCGUUCAUCUACUUCUUCUUCCCAGAAACCGCAGGCUUGUCUCUCGAGGCUCUCGACUCUGUCUUCGACCACUCAGGGCGAGUCACCCGCGGCGUUCUCGAUAAACAGCACCGGAAGCAGAUGUUGGCGAUUUCUUCGACAGCCGCGGUUGAAGAAAGGACCCAGGAGAUUCACAACCUCAAGACAAUGGCAAGCGCUGAGGUCGAGUGUACGGAAACAGCCUAA